UCGCGCGCGCGUUAAAUGAGGAUCCGUGUAACCCCUCUUAAGGCGCCUCUGCCUCUGUGUCACUAUGUCUCCCUCUCUGUCACCCACGUAACCGGCUCUCUGUCCCCCCGGUGUGUCGCCGUGUCCCAUGUGCGUCCUCUUAGGUGCACGGUGGCUAUCGUUACUUGGCCAAAUGGUCGUAUUGGUGAUGCCUCCAGGGGUAUAUAUACGACGAGCGCUGCGGGGCUUGAUAAACACUUGCCCAUCAGCGAUUACUGCUGCAGCAUGUACACGUCACUGAUAACCGUGAUCGCGCUUGCAGGCUGCGUGGCAGCCGCCCCCGCAGAGGAGGUGAUACCGAUCGUGGCCCAAAGCCAGGAGGGCCCGAACCCAGACGGCUCGUACAAAUGGAGCUACGAAUCCGGAAACGGGAUCAAGGCGCAAGAGGAGGGCCACUUGGAGAACGCUGGCCAAGAGAACGAGGCGAUGAACGCGCAGGGAAGCUUCAGUUAUCCCAGUGACGACGGCCAACAAAUCUCGUUGACGUAUAUAGCGAAUGAGGAAGGUUUCCAACCGCAAGGCGCUCAUUUACCGACCACGCCGGAAAUACCGCCCCUUAUCCAGAAGGCGCUCGAUUGGAUAGCUGCACAUCCGAGCAAAGAGGACCAGAAUCAGGUAUAAAGGAUAGUACGUGCGUCGUCAGUGAUCUCAGCGAGUCUGCAAUUCGAUCCAAUCCCUUUUGUACUACUACGGAUUAAAUUUUUUUUUUUUUUUUUUUUUUUUUUUUUUUUUUUUUUUUUUUUUUU
Apis dorsata (giant honeybee) is the source of this 785-nucleotide messenger RNA. RefSeq names its product larval cuticle protein LCP-17-like (gene CPR22). Gene Ontology annotation, cellular component: chitin-based extracellular matrix. Lineage: Eukaryota; Metazoa; Arthropoda; Insecta; Hymenoptera; Apidae. Gene Ontology annotation, molecular function: structural constituent of chitin-based larval cuticle. Bases 16 to 660 code for a protein of 214 amino acids. The record is from RefSeq and is a predicted model, not a curated record. The transcript has 2 exons.